This is a messenger RNA of Mycotypha africana, 991 nucleotides long. RefSeq lists its product as uncharacterized. NCBI's taxonomy places the organism in Eukaryota, Fungi, Mucoromycota, Mucoromycetes, Mucorales, Mycotyphaceae. The record is from RefSeq and is a predicted model, not a curated record. The transcript has 2 exons. The coding region runs from base 44 to 634 and encodes 196 amino acids.
UUUCUUCAUUGUUCAACAGGUACUUUAGCCCAUAAAUUUCAAUAUGACUGUAAAACUUGCAAAUGUGGAUGAGAAAACGCUAGUAGCAGAAGCAGCAGCAACCUCAGAUCAACAGUAUAUAGCACCGCCUGCACUUUCAGUUCAUAGUCAUCCUAAUGAUAAUGAUAAUAGUCACUGCCAUCAACAAUUUGAAACUGUAGACCCAGAAAGUGUAUCCUCUUAUAAAGGAGAUCAUGAUGAGCAACAACACUUAGAAACACAAAAAGAAGCCAUUGUUUCGACGAAAAGAAAUGUAAAACCUAGUUUGACUCGCUUAAUACUUCGGGUGUGGCAAAUGUUGGCUGCCAUGGGAGCUUUUGGAUUUCAAGUGGGUGCGAGUCCUUAUUCAGCAGACCCUAUCCCUUUUGAAAAGCCCGAUCUUCUUUACUGUGGAUUUUCUAUAUGCUGGCUCUCCUUUUUUUGGAGUUCUUUCAACGUCUUUGUCUACCUAAGCAGACGGUUUGGUAACGGCAGCAAAAUUAAGCGAUUCGUUUCCAUUCUCUUUGACCUUACUCUGACGGCAUUAUUUGGCGUUUGCACUUUUUAUGAGAUUGCCACUUAUAAGUGUAAGCCUGGAUUACAUAAUGGAUGGUAACGCAUUGUUGAAUUUUUGAAUGUUUCGUUUUAAAAAAGAAAAAGAACCCAGAAACUGAAGCUGAUGUUUGUGGCCCCCGCGUUAGGUGUGAUUUUUUCAAUACAGGCCUGUUUUUCUUAGCCACUCUCUUUACGACCUAUCUUAUCCACACAACUUGGGAUAUCUUUAGUACCCUCACUUGUUUACGCACACGUGAAAUUGAAUAGUAGUAAUUUAAAGAAACAAUGAGCUGGGAGAGACAUGGCAGUCUCUAAAAAUCGAACGUUCAAAAACACAUUGCUUCUUGAUGUAAUAUUAUGUAUUUAACGAAAAUAAGUGUCGAAAGCCGCUCACCAUGGAAUGCGUGUUCACAGAAGU